Molecule: messenger RNA, 1583 nt
Organism: Morus notabilis
Lineage: Eukaryota; Viridiplantae; Streptophyta; Magnoliopsida; Rosales; Moraceae
Product: protein TIFY 4A
Exons: 9
Coding region: 208-1137 (309 amino acids)
Biological process (GO): response to wounding; regulation of jasmonic acid mediated signaling pathway; regulation of defense response
Cellular component (GO): nucleus
Source: RefSeq, a predicted model, not a curated record
CUUCUCCACACCCCUCAGUCUCACUCAACUUUCUUCUUUCUCUCUCAUCAAACUCACAGCCUUAAGCCUACCCUCCCAUUAACCAUAAUUAAUAUGUAAUUAGCAUUGAUUCAGAGCUCAAGCCUUUUUUUUUUUUUUUUUAGUUUAGUUUUUUACCGACAACCCGUACGAAACCGGAGAAGUUGUUCCCGCUAAAAUCCGGGCGGAAUGCAACCGGGAGAAGCGGUUUCCCGGUCAGCCCUCGACAAACCCCUUCAUCUUCUUACUGAAGAUGACAUUUCUCAGCUCACCCGCGAAGACUGUCGCCGUUUCCUCAUACAGAAAGGAAUGAGAAGGCCGUCGUGGAACAAGUCUCAGGCGAUACAGCAGGUGAUCUCGCUCAAAGCGCUUCUCGAAACGACGUCGGAUUCGAACGCCGACGGCGAACAGGGGAAGCUUCAAAACCUAACGCCUAAACACGGCCAUUCAGAUUCCGAUGCUCCCGAUACUGAGGCGUCGGUGUUAAAUGAAGAAUCCGUUCCGAAUCCCGAUGUUUCCGGGGACAAAAUCGCUGACCCUCAAAACGACUCCGUUUCUCCCCGUAUUGUGGAAGUAACAAAUGAACCAGUAGGACAGAUGACAAUCUUCUACAGUGGGAAAGUCAAUGUUUUUGAUGAUAUCUCAGGGGAAAAGGCUCGCAUAAUAAUGCAGCUUGCUGCAAGUCCUCUCUUUUUGCCUCAUGCAGCUCCAUCUGAAGUGAUCUCGGCGCUAUGGCCCUUUCAGAGUCAAUUACAGGCUGCUGGCAUCAAAUUGGUUUCAACUUCUCCGACUGUGAUCUCUCAGAAGCUGCAAACAGUUGCAGAUAAAGAUCAGGUCCACAGAGAAGGAAACAACAAAUCUCCUGAAGACAAUCCUGCAGCUACAAGUAGAAAAGCAUCGGUGCAGAGGUUUCUUGAGAAGAAAAAAGACAGGUUUAAGCACAAGGGGAAGGUAGCAGUGCCGUCUUCUGCUAGCUUGGAUGUCUAUUUGAACCAUGUGGAGGGAGAUCAAUUACUGACCGCACAGUUGAACCUGAGUGAUGCUACCUCUCCCUCUCAACCCCAACCACCUCAGAUGCCUACCAGGAGCAACUCGGUUGGAAAUAACUAUAACAAAUAGCAGUCUCCACAAGAUGACCAAAAAGAUUGUCGAGAGUGCGGAAAAUGGGGAUCAAUAAUGUUGCAUGGUGGUUAAGGACUUGCAUGGAACCAUCGCCAUCCGGGAAGUGUAGUUGCUCAAUACUUCUUAGAGAAGUGGUUUUCUAGAAGAGUGUUGGUUAGUUUUUGUAAUUUAAGCUAGAUGAAUAUACAAUCAUCUCUGAUGUGUAUUCAAAUAGGUCUUAUUAGUACAACUAUGUUGCUCCUACUGCUACUCAAAACAUCUAAUUGUACAUUAGCUAAUUGUGUGGAAUCUUCAAUUGAAGAACCUAGUCAGUUUUGAAGAUGUCCCACAAAACCAUUUGCAACAAAAGGCAAAUUUUCAGUUUGGGCCGACUCACUUUUGGGCUAUACUGAACUGAAGUCCGGACUAUGUCAUUUUCAGAAUCCAACUCAUGCUUCUUUUGU